UUUGAAAACUAUACUCUUCACCAGCUAUGUAACAGACUCGUUGUUGUUAACAUGAAUCCCAAUUGCCAGACGGACAUCAACAGUGCCGAGUGCCAGAGAUGGAUGAGGGAGGUGUGCGCCCAUUGCAGGGAGCUGUUCGCCCGGGAGGCCACCGAUAAGUGGGCCGCCUGGUGGCACGAUGCGACGCCAGCAUUGUUCAAGGAUGUGCCGGACAUGACCGUCUACGACUGCAACAAGCUGAAGCAUCUGCUGGAGCUGGAGGUGGCUGCCAUAAGGCCACCAGAGGUACCCAUGCAAUUUCCAGAGUUCACAUGGUGGCAAAAGGCAUUGCUGAUCUCGGUUUACGUUGGCAUUCUUGUGCUGAUGCUGCUAAUGUGUCGCUACUGGAGAAGGGGGCGACGUGUCAGGGUGCAGAGCAUAGACGAGGAGAAGGCAGGCCCGCAGCGGCCGGUAAAUAAAACGCCUCCAGAAUCUGAACAACAGACACAAGCGCCUCCGGCGCCGCCGCCGGCGCCGCAUCCGCAGCACGAAGAUGUACAAAAGGCCAACAAAUCGAGGCAUUCCUUUAAGGCCUGGAUGCGCCACAGAUGCCGUCCAAUCUUCGUCCACAACGAGGCUUCACUGCGCCGUCAGCAGGCCAAGUACAAGGCGAACGAGCUGAUCAGGGAGGCCCACAACCAGCAGAACAUUGAGAAAUGGACGAGAGCACGCGAGAAAAUCGAAAAGAGGCGACAGGAAAGAAAGGAUAGCUUGGACAAUGAUAGUAAGCGGAAGGACACAGAGCAUUUGGAUGAGAAUCAACACAAACAUUUUAUUGCAAUUUAUUUGUGACUUAGUAACUCUGAGAUGGACAAGGUGAACCAGAGUAGAAAUAAUGACCAGCCAAAGAUUUACCCAGAUUAGGACAUGACGAAGCGCGAUGUAUAUUUCAGAACUGGGAAACACUGGGACAUUACUUUGAAUCUAAAUCUGCCUUCAGUAUGUUGGAAGACUAUCAACUUGAAACCCUUAAUUCAUGCUGAAUAAAAAUAAUCAAAUUGAAUUUUGUUAGCAAUUUCAUUAAUAGAUGAAACA
This is a messenger RNA of Drosophila novamexicana, 1074 nucleotides long. RefSeq lists its product as uncharacterized. The transcript has 2 exons. The record is from RefSeq and is a predicted model, not a curated record. Bases 52 to 831 code for a protein of 259 amino acids. Lineage: Eukaryota; Metazoa; Arthropoda; Insecta; Diptera; Drosophilidae.